Messenger RNA from Juglans microcarpa x Juglans regia, 667 nucleotides. Its product is annotated as RING-H2 finger protein ATL56-like. NCBI's taxonomy places the organism in Eukaryota, Viridiplantae, Streptophyta, Magnoliopsida, Fagales, Juglandaceae. The record is from RefSeq and is a predicted model, not a curated record. The transcript has a single exon. Bases 44 to 565 code for a protein of 173 amino acids.
CUCUCUUCAUCGGUCUCUAAACGAAACAAUCCGAGGAUUCACAAUGCCUUCCCAUGACCAACCAUCACCACCAACACCGUCAAAACCGAAUCCAAAGCUCCUAUCCCUCCUCCUUAAGGCCAUCAUCAUGACCCUCCUCACCUCUCUCUUCUUCCUAUUCCUCGGCCUUGCCUCCGCCACCUUGCUCCUCCUCCAUGUCUCCCUCUCUUCCCACCGCCACCGCCGUUCUUCUCUCCCCUCCACCUCUUCUUCUGGGCUACCCCCCAGAGACCUCAACACCCUCCCCCACUUCAGAUUAAAGCGGCACGCCAGGAAGAAUGGCGCCGCUGAAGAUGAAGAAUGCGUGGUCUGCCUUGACUCCUUCAGGGACGGCCAGUGCUGCAGGAAACUCGCGGCUUGCGGUCACCUGUUCCACAAGCGGUGCGUGGACUCGUGGCUCGUCAAGGUCGCCGCCUGUCCGAUGUGCCGAGCACAUGUGCAAUCAAAUGCGGGAACGAAGGGUUCCAUGGUGGGUUUGGAGGAGGAUGAGGAUAAGAAGCUUUGGGGGGAUUUGGUAGGCUUGUAAUUAUUGUAAGUUCUUGUAACUCCGAAAUUUUGUACUGGAUUAGUUUUUGUUCCCUCUUUCUGUUUUCAGUUAAUGUAUAGUGUCAGAUAUAAUUUGCUAGCA